ACUGUGACUGAAAGAACAACCGACCACAGCGGCGCGUGCUCCUUCUCUUCCCCCCCGAUGUGAAGCACCCGUCUGCGGGGAAGGACCUCUGGAGGGGCCGGUGGGUGCAGGUAGGUGACGCUCCACAGCCAGCAUGCUGCGCCAGUCCCUGAGCAUCCUGAAGCAAUUCGGCUCCGCCGCAAAGUCACACGAUGCCACUGAGCUGCUCCACGAGGACCUGGUUGUGGUGGAGCAGCGGGUGGAGCCGGCCAAGAAGGCGGCGCAGGUCCUGCACAAGAAGCUGCAGGGCUGCAUGCACAGCCAGGCGGGCCUGGAGGCCGAGAAGAGAAUGAAAAAGUUGCCUCUGAUGCUGCUGUCCGUCAGCAUGGCCGAGAGCCUCAAGGACUUUGAUGCCGAGUCCUCGAUCAGGAGGGUGCUGGAGAUGUGCUGCUUCAUGGAGAAGAUGCUGGCCAGCAUGCUGGCAAACUUUGAGAUGAAGGUGGAGAAGGAAGUUCUGGAGCCGCUCAACAAGCUCAGCGAGGACGAUUUACCGGAGAUCCUCAAGAACAAGAAGCAGUUUGCAAAGCUCACGACGGACUGGAACAACGCCAGAACUAGGAGCCAAGCCAGCACUGGUCCCCAGGCCAAGCAGGAUGGGCUCAGGGAGGAGGUGGAGGAAGCUUGGAGGAGGUUGGGGAGCAUCAAGGACGAGUACUCCGCAGAUCUGUAUCUCUUUGCGACGAAAGAAGACGACUACGCCAACUACUUCAUCCGCUUUCUCGAGCUGCAAGCUGAAUAUCACAAAUAUUCACACGAGUUCCUGAACAAGAACAUCAGCGAGCUCAAAGCGAGUCACAGUCGACAAGCGCCGCCGCCGCUCGGCCUCUCGGGUCAGAGGGUCUACGGGGAGCCGCUGCUUGCUCACCUGGCUCAGAGCAACAGAGACAUCGCCGCGCCCAUCCAGGAGUGUGUUCACAUGCUGCUGAGGACCGGCAUGACCGAGGAGGGUCUCUUCCGCCUGGCGGCUGCCGCCUCCGUGGUGAAGAGGCUGAAGACGUGUCUGGACCACGAGGUGGUCGACCACGGCGAGUUCAGCAUGGACCCUCACGCCGUGGCCGGAGCUUUGAAGGGUUACCUGAGAGAGCUUCCCGAACCGCUCAUGACCUUCGAGCUCUACAACGACUGGUUUAUAGCAGCGGGGGUAAAAGACCCGACGGAGAAGCUGGACAUGUACCGAGCGCUGCUGAGGAAACUGCCGCCGGACAACUACAACAACCUCCGGUACCUGGUCCAGUUCCUGUCUCUGCUGUCUGAGCAGCAGGCCGUCAACAAAAUGACACCCGGCAACAUCGCCAUCGUCCUGGGGCCCAACCUGCUGUGGCCCCGAGCCGAAGGGGAAGCCGCUCUGUUCGACAUGGCGGCGGCUUCUUCAGUCCAGGUGGUGACUGUCAUCGAGCCGCUCAUCCAGUUCAGCUGCAGCCUCUUCCCCGAAGCCGUUUCUUUUGAGAUCCCGGAGCUCCCCGAGGUCCUGAAGGUGUCCCCGCCGGCUGCCGCCUCCCCUCCUCCCAGCUCAGAGAAGGAGAACGUGAGGCGAACGGUCUCGUCCUCGUCCUCCACGGCCUCCUCCUCCUCCUCCUCCUCUCAUCACCUCCCUCUCUCCAAGACAAACAGCGCGGCGUCCCAGGACGGCGGCGGCGGCGGCUUCUUCCUGGUGAAAUCUGGCUCUGUGGGUCGCGGUGGUGGCACCUCCACGUGGUCCAGCCCGCCGGUUGCCGACGCCGUGGCGCCAACGUGUCAAAGCCCAACGCUGCUCCCUAAAGCGGCGGCGGCGAACCCGAGUCCCCCCGAGACGGCGUGCUCGGAUCCAGGCCAGCUGGAGUCCAUUCUGGAGGCUCCUCCGGACUCACCGAGAGCGUUCGUGACGAUCAGCUCGCCGUACAAACCGAAGAGAUCUUUCCACCUGACAAAAGCCACCAGAGCUCACCAGGCCAACGAGCAGGUGACGGUCCAGUACUGUUCGCCCAGACCCCCGGUGCCUCAGAAGCUGCAGGCCCCUCCGCCCAUGGCCCCUCCGCCCGCCCCGGCUCCGACGGACCCAGCACCCCGAGCUCAGUGGGCCGGCGUCAAAAGGCCGCCUCCCAAAAAGCCCGGACGCAAAGCCCCAAACUGCCCUCCACCACUUCCGCCGCCCUCACGGGGGAAAGUGGUUCCUUCUCUGACUCAGUGAGAGCGACGCAGCUUGUGGAUGUUCUUUCCCUUUAAAGAGGAACUUAUUAACACACCUGGACAUCUUGUCUUUGCUGACCUCCAGUGGCCCCGUAACAAAGUGCACCUAUCAGUCACGCUGGCUGCGGAUGGGGGUGGGGGGGGGGCUGGCUAACUGUCAACAAGAGGGCGGCAAAAAAAACUGCUUCUCAGCCUCGCUGUAAAGUUACUACUUCAACAUGUUAGGAUGUCCAUGUGUUGUUUAAUAUCUUUAAAUAGUGCUUACAGGUGCUUAAAUACGCGAUUGAGAGCAUUGCGAUUGCCUCUGGACGGCUCUCAACAUGGCCACAGCUGAGCCUGCGUCUCAUAGCUAACAGUGCUAACGGAGCUAACGUUAGCUAAUGGCGCUAACGGGGGCCGCCGCUUCAUGCUCUGCCCGGGUAGACGUGGCUCCACUGUAUCUUUACUUCGCAAAUAGUUAUUUUCUUCUAUAUUAAUGCUCUUGAAUCUCGUGUCUUGCACCUUUACUACACUUUUUAUUUGGACUUUAAAUGUUUCUGUAACUAGCUUCAUUCAUUUAUUCCUCAGGUACCGACGGCCUUUUAUUUCCCAAAGUAAAUUAUCUGGAAAGCGAGUCUUUCUAGUCAAAACAAUCGCUCCUAAAUAAAGUAAUCGACCCACCAGGAAACCGCCAAUAAGCCGUUUGAGGUGUUUUUAGGGUGUUUUCUAUCAUAGAUAUAUAAUAACAAUGUAAUUUAUGUGAGGUUUAAUGUAAACCACCUGUCAACCGACUUCAAACUUUAAACUAUGUACAUAAAUGCUUCUUCAACCUAAUUAUAAACAGCUUUAUUGUCAAUUUAUAGCAUCAUUAUAUAUAGUUGGCAUUGACUGCAGCAUAUGGAUGGAUGUGAAUUGCACUAUGUACAGCAGGGUGCUCAUACUGUAGGUACAUAUUUAUAUGAGGUCACUUAAUAUCUUCAUGUACAGAUGUAUAAAAGAACAUAUACAUGACAAUAAAAGAAGAAAAGAAGCUAGACAGGAGUCAAGGUCAAAGGUGCACAGGUCUCUCUAUAGAAGGUCUGCAGCAUUUUAAAAAAAGAAGCACGCUUUAGUUGCAACUAGCAAAUGCCAAUAGUACUUGUCAUAUCCCAGAAGUCCAUGUAGGUUAUUAACUGAGAUGUUUGGUUAAUCUAAUGAGGCCUGAGUUCCAGAACUUGUAUUUCCCUUCUUGUUUCCUGGUGGUGUAUUCCUGAGAGGAAGGAGCUGACAGGAGAUCCUAAGGAGACCUGAAGGUUGUGAUAAGAUGGAGUUGAUGCCACUGUGACUGUGAAAAAGCAUAAAGUGAAUGACAGGCA
This is a messenger RNA of Pseudoliparis swirei, 3539 nucleotides long. RefSeq names its product SH3-domain binding protein 1 (gene sh3bp1). Gene Ontology annotation, biological process: regulation of Rac protein signal transduction; signal transduction; regulation of actin cytoskeleton organization. Gene Ontology annotation, cellular component: cytosol; cytoplasm; intracellular anatomical structure. NCBI's taxonomy places the organism in Eukaryota, Metazoa, Chordata, Actinopteri, Perciformes, Liparidae. The transcript is spliced from 18 exons. The coding region runs from base 134 to 2206 and encodes 690 amino acids. Gene Ontology annotation, molecular function: protein binding; GTPase activator activity. The record is from RefSeq and is a predicted model, not a curated record.